This is a messenger RNA of Porites evermanni, 9303 nucleotides long. The record is from the annotation of a GenBank genome assembly. NCBI's taxonomy places the organism in Eukaryota, Metazoa, Cnidaria, Anthozoa, Scleractinia, Poritidae.
GAACUUUACUGCUCUGUGGAAUUUACUGGAGAGGUACAUGGCGAGCUCGUUUUUCUCUCUGUCAUUAACACUUUUUUGUCAAUUACAGCAUUUUUAGGGAACGCUCUGAUCCUAGUUGCCCUUCGCAAGGACACAUCAAUUCAUCCGUCAUCCAAACUCCUGUGUCGUAACCUAGCGAUAACCGAUCUCUGUGUUGGUAUCAUUGUCGAGCCUCUGUAUGUGGCUCAUUGGACAUCUGUGGUGAACAAAAUAUGGGAUAUUUGCUAUUACACAUAUUUGACAGCAUAUUUCCCAAGUAUUACUUUGUGUUCAGUAUCGUUGGUAACAUUGACUGCAAUAAGCGUAGACAGACUUCUCGCUUUGCUACUGGGUCUCAGAUACAGACAAGUUGUAACUUUGAGAAGAACACGUUCAAUUGUUAUUGGUGGUUGGAUUGUGUCCAUUGUCGGUGCAUCUACCUCCUUUCUUAAUAUUCUUAUAGUUUCAUUGUACGUAUAUAUAGGUACAGCUUUUUGUUUAGUUACUACAAUCUGUGCCUACACAAAAAUUUUCAUGUCUCUGCGUCAUAACCAAAUUCAUGUUCAGAACCAUGUUGUUCAAGGACGAUCAAGCCAAGCAAAUACACUGAAUAUAGCUCGAUACAGAAAGGCAGUGUACAGUGCACUGUGGGUGCAGGUAUCAUUGGUUAUUUGUUAUCUGCCGCACGGUAUAGCUGUAGCAUUAACACCUCAAAGGGGGAUGCCUUUAUCUUCGUUUCUUGCUAGGGGAUUUACAGUUACUUUAGUGUUUUUAAACUCGUCGUUAAACCCGUUUCUGUACUGCUGGAAGAUCACAGAAGUGAGACAAGCUGUAAAAGAAACAGUACAACAACUAUACUUCUGUAUCAACUAAGACUUAGGCUAAGAACAUAGUUACUAACGAACUUGAUAAGAAAAAAUAUAUAAGAAAACCAGACAAAUGCUCUAGUCCGAAUUGCACCUUUAAGAUUGUUUUCUGUUUCAUUGCAGGUUGUAAAGACACUAACAAAAUCAUCUGUUUAUGUUAAAAAGUUUAAUAAUCAUAAAACAAAAUGAAAAUAUCACUAAAACUACUCAGUUAGCUAGUUAGUUCUAUGGCAAUGAAGACUACGAAGCAGGCACAUAUUCUUAAAAAGAACAGCUCACUUGCUCGCAACAUCACACCGACAAACUCUUUUGACUAAUGUUUUUUAAAGCCAGAAGACAAUCAGAGAGCUUUACUGUUCUGCGGAAUUUACUGGAGAGGUACAUGGCGAACUUAUCGUGAAAACACACUGGAUAAAUAACAGCUGUUGAUAACCAUAAAAUCCUCUAUGUUCAUAGUAUAAUCAAGUUUAACAAACGUCAUAAGUUCAGUUUGGUAAAACUAAUCAGGGCGCAAAAAUAUUACUUUUCCGAAUGCUUUUUCAAAAUUGAACAAUGUUUAUUGUGGGAUAAUUUGAUGGCCAAUAAAUACACAUUAACGUUGUUCUGUUGCCUAACACCGGUCAUUUUAAUAAAAGCUUUCGAGCAUACGAAGGCUUUUGGUUUUAGGUAUAAUGAAAAGUGAACCCUUUUACUUGGUAAUGGAUUCAUGAUAACCGUCACGAAUAUAGCUAGAGAUGUAUUUAGUAUAGUAGAACAAAGUUGAUGACUUGGUGUAGUUAGUUUAGUGAUGUACUUGGUGUAGUUGGUGUAGUUAGUGUUGUUUUUUUUGUAGUUACUGUAGUUGCUGUAGUUCGUGUAGUUAUUGUAGUGAGUGUAGCACGUGUAGUUGCUGUAGUUGCUGUAGUUACAGUAGUUGGUGUAGUAUGUGUAGUUGCUGUAGUUGCUGUAGUUACUGUAGUUGGUGUAGUUAAUGUAGUUGGUGUAGUAUGUGUAGUUAGUGUAGUUCGUGUAGUUGGUGUAGUAUGUGUAGUUGGUGUAGUUGCUGUGGUUACUGUAGUUGCUGUAGUUACUAUAGUUUGUGUAGUUACUGUAGUUGCUGUAUUUCGUGUAGUUGCUGUAGUUUGCGUAGUAUAUGUAGUUGGUGAAGUUGGUGUAGUUAGUGUAGUGUGUGUAGUUGCUGUAGUUAGUGUAGUUGCUGUAGUCGGUGUAGUAUGUGUAGUAUGUGUAGUUGGUGUAGUUAGUGUAGUUGCUGUAGUUUGUGUAGUUAGUAUAGUUGGUGUAGUUGCUGAAGUUACUGUAGUUGCUGUAGUUACUAUAGUUUGUGUAGUUACUGUAGUUGCUGUAGUUGGUGUAGUUGGUGUAGUUAGUGUAGUUGUUGUAGUUCGUGUAGUUGGUGUAGUUACUGUAGUGAGUGUAGCACGUGUAGUUGGUGUAGUUGGUGUAGUUACUGUAGUUGGUGUAGUUACUGUAGUUGGUGUAGUUGCUUGGUGUAGUAUGAUAAGUUAAUGUUUGGUAUAGUUGGUGUAGUUAGUGUAGUUGAUGUAGUUGCUGUAGUUACUGUAGUGAGUGUAGCAUUUGUAGUUGCUGUAGUUACUGUAGUUGGUGUAGUUCGUGUAGUAUGUGUAGUUGCUGUAGUUAGUGUGGUUGCUGUAGUUACUGUAGUUAGUGCAGUUGGUGUAGUUACUGUAGUUUGGCGUAGUUGGUGUAUUUUAGUGUAGGUUGGUGUAUUUUGGUGUAGGUUGGUGUAUUUUGGUGUAGUUUGUGUGGUUGGUGUAGUUUGGUGUAGUUGUUGUAGUUAUACAAGAUUUAUUCUAACUGAUAAUAACCAAAAUUACGUAAAUCCUAACUUACGUGAACAUCAAAAAAACUGUUGUGUGUGUCAUCGGCGCUUUCUCUGUUUAAUAUAUAUUUUUUUUAUGUUGAGGGUGUUGUUGUUGUUGUUUGUUUAACGAAAUAAUGUUGCUUUGUUAACUCGCUUAUUUUGAAAUAUUAUCAUAAUUGAUUUACCUUCUUAUAAAGCUUUCAACGGGUGAAGUUAUUUUUAGAUUUCUUCUGCAUUAUGUUGGGUAGAUGAUCGCAGUUAUAAACACCUCAUCGGUAUAUUACCGUAAAGUUUCGGAAAGUAACGAGCCUCCCAAAGAAGCAACCUUCAGAAAGUUGCGUUAGAUUUCACAGGUGUUAGCAAAUCACCACAAUUAAUUUGCUACAGUAACUACACCAAACUACACCAACUACACCAAACCACACCAAAUUACACCACACUACACCAACUACACCAAACUACACCAAACUACACCUACUACACCAAACUACACCAACUACACAAAACUACGACAAACUACACCAACUACACAAAACUACACCAACUACACAAAACUACAUCAAACUACACCAACUUCACAAAACUAUACCAAACUACACCUACUAAACCAAACUACACAACUACACAAAACUACACCAAACUACACCUACUACACAAAACUACACCAACUAUACCAAACUACACCAACUACAGCUACUACAUCAACUACAGCAACUACACUAACUACACCAACUAGAGCUACUACACCAACCACAGCUACUACAGCAACUACACUAAGUACACCAACUACACCAGCUAAAGCAACUACACUAACUACACCAACUACAGCUACUACACCAACUACAGCAACUACACUAAGUACACCAACUACACCGGCUACAGCAACUACGCUAACUACACCAACUACAGCAACUACACUAACUAUACCAAACGUCAACUUUAUCAUAGUAUAUUAAGUCAUCACUAUAUAAAUAUGUCUCUAUAUUCGUGAUGGUUAUCAUGAACCCAUUACCUUAUACUUCUGGUUUGCAGGUGACGUCACAGCGGCCAUCUUGGUCGUCAAGAACAAAAGCAUGUCUCUUCUCUGGGAAGUAACCUCUAUUUUCAUGUAAAUUCUUCGAGAAAACAAUUCUAUUGUACUGACCCCCAACAUGGUCGCCUUGUCACGUGGUUGCAAACUAAGAAUAUCCACAUGGUAAUGUGAUAUCAGUGGAGGAGAAGGGGAUGUCAUCAGUCCUCAUCGGUGGAUUGCUCAGAUGACUAAAUGUUACCUACUUUUGUCAUUUGCCAUCGUAUCGAUUGUUUUAUCCAAAAUAAAGUCUGUUGCGAGGUCGAAUUAUUGCAGGAAUUAGUAGCAAAAGCGAAGUACUUUCUCAGCUAAGAGCUAAAGAAGACUCAUAUACAGUGCUUAAACGAUGGAACAUCACCCAUGGCCCUAGGGCACGAAACCCCCUCCUUUACAAAAAUGGGCCUUGGGUCCAUAUAACAGUUGAGUACGUCACCAGCACUGCUAACGUUUGUCCCCUCUCACUUUCAAAUUUGUUCCUACGGGUCUGCAUGACAAGACAGCAUAUCUCGGGGAAAAAAGCGGCGAGAAAACUGCUUCGAUUUGAAAGUAGGUUGGCUGUGCUUGGUAAUUUGGAUUGCGCGUCACACAGAAAAACAGGAACACGUUGAUUUGGCCAAUUGAUUCAUGAUAAAAACUUAUCUUCUCGGAGAAAUGGUAGUCUUUCGUUGUUUUCACCUUAUUUGUAACUAAACUUUAAUUUGAAUAAUUAUUUUACGUAAGUGCAUCAAUCUUAGCCAUCGGUAGCUGUCCGGCAAACUGAGAAAGUUUUACCUCUAAUUAUGGAUUGCUUACUAGCCUACGUAAUUCAGUUUACUUUAACAAAGAGAAGAAGAACAACAGUCAACAAGCUGUAAACUAAUCGAACAACAAAUAGAGGUGCUAUGUACAGGUUGCUGUAUAUGGGGAGAGUAUAUAUAUUAAAUAAUAAUAUAGUUUUACCUGUAUUUUUGAACUUGGUUUAGCAAAAAAUUUAUCUCACUCUACUACUUGGCAAUUUAAAACAACGAAAAAUCAUUUAAAGGCCGAUUAAAAGUCUUUAUCUGACGCCGAGCACUAAGUCAGUAGUGGUCCCUAGAAGUAUUUCAACGAGUAACAAUUUUAAUGAUGUCAAGUGAUUUCUGCACCGUUCUUUGAAGUUAGUGGGUUGCGGGCAAUUACCUUCAAGGGGGCAUUCCCGUUUCUUGACGGUAAUUGCCUAAGACAAAACGUGAUUUACCAAGCGACUGUAACGACUGGGACAACAACAGAAUCAUACAUUGGACUCAGUAGCCACUAACUUCAAAGAACAGUACAGAAAUCACUUGACAUCCUUCCGACACGCGAACAGACGAAACGAGACGGAACUGUCCAAACAGGUGUGGACCCUCAAAGAUGCCAACAGAUCCUUUCACGUGCAGGGGAAAGUACUCAGUAAUUGUAAACCAUAUGACAAGGCUAGCAAAAAUUGUAAUCCGUGCCUCCAAGAAAACAUUUUUAUCAUUUGUAAAAAAUUACUCAUGUACUCUGAACAAAAGAAAGGAAGUUGCAAGUUCAUGCCCCUACAGAAAUAGAUUCACUCUCAGAAAUUUUAGAAUAACGUAACGCAACGCAACGAAACCGCACGGAUGCCGAAAAAUCCAUUGGGAGCCUCUAUACCUCCGUGUCAACUUUGUGUCUAUUUACCAAGUUUUUAAUCACUCUGCGUCUGCCUCGUCACCAGCCUCUCGCAAUCGCAUAUUCAGAAAUUUUUAAGUUCGGAGGCCCACCCAUCAUCCCCCACUCGCUGUUCUACACUCGUUUCCCACACCCCGCAUUGAACUCCACCCUCCUCACUUAGCUUUAGAAAAGAAACACGUUUCACGUGCAAAAAUUCUCAGAAGCAGUCUUAAAAAUUGCUUUUCCCGCAGUAGUUGCAUCUUGUUCCACAAAACUUGGCGGAAUUGCUUGACGGCACCCCAGUGCAAACUGUAGAACUAGAAAAAAUACCCUUCAGCAUCAGUUCAGGGUGAAUCUGUUUUCGGAAGGUCUACCGAGUUGUGAAGCUCGGCGGCCGUUAUUCCACAAAUUAAAUCUACCAAGAUGUGAAGCUUGGCGGCGCCUUUUCAUCACUGGACUCAACUCUAUGAUAUAUAUUAUUUACAUUUUAUUACAUUGUUUUUGCAUUAUAUUUCGUCGUUUUUGCUCUGUGUUUAAUAAAACUACAUGGCUCUCAGCCAAUCCUCAGAUUUAAGAAUUUUUUUUCAUGCCUAUUAUUAUGAUGAAAAACAGGUUACAUUCAACUAAUUCCCUAAGUUCUGAAACAGUUUCAGUUUCAGUUUAGUUUGAGUUUAUUUUCUUUUUUUGCCAGAAAAAAAAUACAAAUACAUACAGACAUUCAAUAUAUUACAAAAAUGUUAUUUAAAGAUUAUAAAGAGACGUAAAUUGCAAGUAAAAGAAUUUAAAAAAACUUUUCCGGCGUUGAAGCUCAAAUGGAAACCUUGGGGCUUAUUAUAUGAGCUCCCUCCCUAAAAUAAGACUAAACAUAAUGAAUAAAUAAAAGGCCAAAUCAUACUGAAAUAUAAUUGGGAUAAAACUAAGCAAAACAAAACGGACAAAACAGACAAAAAGCAGCAAAAAACAAGUAUUAUUUACAAAUGGAUAAUCAACUAAGAAGAAAUGUUUUUUAAUCUGGAUGUAAAAAGAGAGAUAGUAGCAGCAAAAACGAACGUAAAGCAUUUUUUCGCUUUAAUUCUCAUCUCGUAAGUAUAUGGUACAAACUGACCCAGACAUAAUUUAGCCCAUUUUUUGAACAUGUGUAUAUUGUUAAUACUUCCUGUCUGCGAUGAGACGAUUAGUAGUACGUUAAUAAAAAGCCUUUUUUAAUCAAUUUGAAUCUUUGUUCUACAGAUGUAUUGAUCAAGACUCGGUUAAUAAACUUUGUGUCACUGAUCAUGACAGUUUAGCUCGUUUCCUAAAAACCAGACAAUUGUGCUAUUUGUUUUGCCAAUUACACGGCAGUAACAAGAUUGCCAAUAACUCCGUCGUUUAAUAAAAUGAAAAUACAGCCCACCGCAUAUCUAAUUGGUUUUCAACAUGAUGAAGCUUUCACAUAAGGAAAACAGAUAUAUUAAAAAAAGGUUCGCUCGAGCGUAGUUGCUUCGGAGAAAAGUCAUGGUAAUGACAAACUACCAAGCAAUUAGAGAACUGUAUUGUUCUGGAAAAUUCACUGGAGAGUCGAGGAGUAGGUACAUGACGGGCUAAUUUUUCUCUAAGGACAGCUAAAUAUGAUGGUGAAUGAUGGUGCAAGUUCCAUGUUAAUAUUUUGGAUUCGCUAUACUCAAUCGAAAUGAAUAUCAACAUGGCGUUUUUAAUUUUUAAUAUUCUACCUUUCAUAUAACAGAUCCGAAUUGGACGCGCCGGAAAAUGAUGUGAACGGGGGAAAUAAAUUUUAAAAACAAUUUAAAUGAAGAUAUAAUCUUGACGUAGUGAAAUAGCAAUUUAAGCAAUUGCAAAUAAAUCGCCCAAAAUGUUAAAGUUAUAGCCCACAUAGUCUGGCAUGUUUAGGGAUAUACUCGGUUAAGACUUCCUCUUCUAGCCAAUUUAGUGCUGGUAUCCAUGUCAACGUCAGUCAAAGCUGAAGAAAAACGGCACCAGCUAUUUGAAGCUACAAAAUACAGAAACACUUAAAAGCCCCCAACUUUAAUAUAAGCCCCUCCAGUAACAGGCUCGCCAAUAUAAGCUCCCCUCUAACUUGUAUUGAAAUGAAUGUGAUAUAUUAUGAUAUUUUGAAGCGUUUACCAGUAACUGCAAAACAUAUUUAAAUCAGCACUGCUUUAGCUUCUUUCGGAGAGCUUUUUCCAUUCCCGUUAUAAUCCCCCUGGGAUAUAAUUAAAGCCCCUCCGUUUAAUUUAUAAGCCCUCCCAAAACCCCUUACGAAGAUGUAUAAUCCCAGGGCUUUUAAGCGGCAGUUUACGGCACCGCAUAUCAUAUGUUCGCCGGCUCACAAACUUAACACCUCCUUUAGCGAAAUUUUCUCUUUCUUCCUCUCACAGUGGAGUAUGUUUACUAAAACUGCAUUGCCCUCAGCUAAUCGUCGAAUUCAAUAUAUAUAUAUUUUUUUUCAUGAUUUUUAUUAUGAUAAAAACAGGUUACAUUCUAAUUUCCUAAGCUAGAACGAACGUUUUAUUUUCUUUAAUUCCCAUCUCGUAAAUGGCCCAGACUUUAGAGCCCAUUAUUUGAACAUUUGUACAUUGUUAAUGAGACUUCGGUGCCUGCGAUGCCCCUAUGAGCGCGCCGCGCGUCAGUUUAACUUCUGGCAAUUGAUGAAAACCCGUUUUCUACUCAAUUUGAAUAUAUGCUUAACAAAACUAUCGAUCAAGACUUGGUACGGUUAAUAGACUUCUUAUUACUAACAGUUUAGCUCGUUUUCUAAAAGCCAGGUAAUUGUGCUAUUUGCUCCUUAAUCGCACAGCAAAACAAAGGCAACAGCAAGAUUGUCGAAUUCCGUCGUUUAAUAACCUGAAAAAACAGCACAUAUUUAAUUGUUUGCUGACAAGGUGUAGCAGUAAUAUAAGGAGGACAGAUAUAUUAAAAAAGAGUUCAGUUGACUGUAGCCGAAUCGCAGGAAAGUCAUGGAAAUGACAAAUUUUACUGCAAGUGAAAACCUGCAAACAGCCGUAGAAUUCUUCUGCUCUGCAGAAUUUACUGGAGAGGUACAUGGCGAGCUCAUUUUUCUCUCUGUCGUUAACACUUGUUUGUCCAUUACAGCAUUUUUAGGGAACGCUCUGAUCCUAGUUGCCCUACACAAGGACACAUCAAUUCAUCCGCCAUCCAAACUCCUGUAUCGUAACCUAGCGAUAACUGAUCUUUGUGUUGGUAUAAUGGGGGAGCCUCUGUAUGUUGCUUGUAUGAUUUCUGUGGUGAACAAAAGAUGGGAUAUUUGCUAUUACGCAUCUUUGACAGUAUAUUUCGCAGGUGUUACUUUGUGUGGAGUGUCGUUGAUAACACUGACUGCAAUAAGCGUGGACAGACUUCUCGCUUUGCUACUGGGUCUCAGAUACAGACAAGUUGUGACUUUGAAAAGAACAUGUUUAAUUGCUAUUAGUGGUUGGAUUGUGUCCAUUGUCGGUGCAUCUAUCUCCUUUCUUAAUCUUCGUAUACUUUCAUUGUACCAAUAUAUUGCUACAGCUUUUUGUUUAGUUACUACAAUUUGUGCCUACAUAAAAAUUUUUAUGUCUCUGCGUCAUAACCAAAUUCAUGUUCAGAACCAUGUUGUUCAAGGACAAUCAAGCCAAGCAAACACACUGAAUAUAGCUCGAUACAGAAAGGCUGUGUACAGUGCACUGUGGGUGCAGGUAACAUUGCUUAUUUGUUAUAUGCCGUACAGUAUAGCUGUAGCUUUCAGAACACGUCAAGGGGGGAUGCUUAUAUCUACCUACCUUGCUAGGGAAUUUACAGUUACUUUAGUGUAUUUAAACUCGUCGUUAAACCCGUUUCUGUACUGCUGGAAGAUCACAGAAGUGAGACAAGCUGUAAAAGAAAUGUUACAACUACACUUCCGUAUCAACUAA